GUGAAAUAGAAAGAAUACAUGUCGAGGAGACUGGGUUCACGUGUUCUUAUACUUCCUUUCAAACAUAGCGUACAAGCAGACCCAAAAUAUGCCGAAAGGACAUGGGACUCACUCAAGGAAGCCAUCAAGGAAAUUUGUAAACAUAAUACAGGUGUAUUGUCUUAUGAAGAACUUUACAGAAAUGCUUACAACUUGGUUCUUCAUAAACACGGAGAUAUGCUGUACAAUGGUUUAGAGGAGUGUUUAACAGAGUUACUGGACCAAGUAGUGAAGCAAGUUGCGGCACACGCAGAAAGUAGUUUUCUUGAAAGAGUCAAACAGGAAUGGGAAUGGCACAAAGUGUCCAUGGUUCAUAUUCGAGAUAUUCUAAUGUAUAUGGAUAGAACCUAUGUUGCCGCAAAGAGAAAGACGCCUGUGUAUGAUUUGGGAAUGGCGCUCUUUCGAGAAGUAUUCAUAAAGUCACCACUUAUCUAUGAGAGACUUGUGAAUGGCAUAUUGGGACACAUUCAGUUGGAGAGGAAAGGAGAAGAAGUCAAUAGACAACUCAUGGCUUCGCUGAUAAUCAUGUUGAGAGACUUGAAUGGUGAACAGGAAGGGGAAGAAAUCUUUUGUGACUUUGAAAGACGUCUGUUGAAAGAAACUGCUGACUUUUAUUAUGGAGAAGCUCAAUUGCAGUUGUCUAUUUGUAGUUGUCCUGUUUAUCUGAAACGAGUGGAGCAAAGACUUGUGGAAGAACAGGAUAGAAUCCAGAACUAUCUUGUCAUAAACUCACCCUCAGAGUUGAUAAAAGUGGUACAAGAUGAACUUGUUACUAGGCAUAUGGAAACCAUCCUGGAUAUGGAAAAUUCUGGUUUCAUACAUUUGGUUCGAAAUGAUUGUAUACAGGACCUCGCCACUAUGUACAAUCUAUUUCAUCAAGUUCAAGGAGGAGAUGAACUGUUGAGGUCGCGAUUGAAGAAGGAAAUUCGUACUCAAGGCAAUAUUAUUUUAAACGAUGUUGAUAACAGAAAUGAUCCCAUUCGUUGGGUGGAAGCAGUCAUUCGUCUUCGUCAAAAGUAUAUGAACAUCGUUUGUCAUGCCUUUGGUAGCAGACAAGCAGCUUGUACCACAUGGAGUUCCCAAGUUGAUACGUGGAGUUUAGAAACUUGCGUCGAUAAAAAAUUGCUUCAAACGGUGAAUGACUCAUUUGAGUGGUUUCUUAAUCAGUUUAUAAGAACUUCAGAGUAUCUUUCUCUUUAUUUGGAUCAUCGCAUACGAACUGACUUUAGAAAUGCCUCAGAAGCAGAAUUGGAAAGCUGCUUUGAACAAGUAAUUUUAUUGUUUCGUGCCGUAAGAGAGAAGGAUUUGUUUGAGAGAUAUUACAAACAGCAUCUUGCCAAACGCCUGUUAUCAGGAAGGAAUUUUUCCGAAGAUAUAGAAAGAAUAUUUAUCGAGAAGCUAAAGAGUGAAUGUGGUUAUCAGUUUACUUCCAAAUUGGAAGUCAUGUUUACUGAUAUCCGGACGAGUGCUGAAGAAGUGGAAGCUUUUCGUUCCGCUAUGGAGGAUCUCCAAUUGAGUUUGAAUGGCAUUGAGUUUCAAGUGAAUGUUUUAACUACCGGUUGUUGGCCAAUUCGGAAUCAACCUUCUGCGCGACUGCCUUUGGAGAUGCAGCGUUGUUGUCAAGUGAGUGGUGCUUUUGAGAAAGUAUAUUUUGCUAGACAUAGUGGCCGGUUGCUUUCGUGGCAAACUAGUUUAGGAAACGUAGAAUUACGUGCGUAUUUUCCAUCGAGACGCCAUGAACUUAUGGUCUCCACUCACCAAGCCAUUAUCUUAUUGUUAUUCAAUCACAAUGAUGAGUUGAGUUUUCGUCAAAUUCAAGAAGAGACGGGCUUACCACAAAGUGAGUUGAUUCGUUGUUUGAAAAGUUUGGCAUGUGGCAAAUAUCGCAUCCUUUGUAAGGAGCCUAAAGGAAAGGAAGUAUUGGAUACCGAUAUGUUUUCAUUUCAUUCCAAGUUUACAUGCAAAUUGGUUCGCAUCAAAGUUUCCAACAUCAUGGCAGAAAAAGAAACGGAAGAAGAGAAAAGAGAAACGCAAGGUCGAGUGGAUGACGAUCGGAAGCCCCAAAUUGAAGCUGCCAUUGUUCGUAUUAUGAAGGCGAGAAGAUAUUUGGAUCAUAACAAUUUGGUAUCGGAAGUAAUCAGCCAGUUGCAAACUCAUUUUGUUCCAGAACCAGCAGAAAUUAAGCGACGAAUCGAAAGUUUGAUCGAACGUGAAUUUUUAGAACGAGACAAUAACCAACGUAGUUAUCGUUAUGUUGCUUGACGCCUUUUGUGUUUAUCUCGUGCAGAU
Molecule: messenger RNA, 2328 nt
Organism: Galdieria sulphuraria
Lineage: Eukaryota; Rhodophyta; Bangiophyceae; Galdieriales; Galdieriaceae
Product: ubiquitin-protein ligase (Cullin)
Exons: 2
Coding region: 19-2301 (760 amino acids)
Biological process (GO): ubiquitin-dependent protein catabolic process; protein ubiquitination
Cellular component (GO): cullin-RING ubiquitin ligase complex
Molecular function (GO): ubiquitin protein ligase binding
Source: RefSeq, a predicted model, not a curated record